AUGCGCCGUGUGACGGAACCGGACAGCCUCCGGCGCCGCCCCCGGGGCCCAGCGGGAGGCCCGGGCCCGUUCCCGGCUUCGCCGUUCUCUCUCACCUGGUUCCUUCCCGUGUCUCGGCAGGAGCAGGCGCAGGGAACCAUGCUCAAAGUCCUCACCUCUUUCAAAAGCAGCGAAAUAGAGCAGGCCGUCAGCUCCUUAGACAGGAACGGCGUCGACUUGUUAAUGAAAUACAUUUAUAAAGGAUUUGAGAAGCCGACAGAAAACAGCAGCGCGAUAUUGCUCCAGUGGCACGAAAAGGCGUUGGCCGUCGGGGGCCUCGGCUCCAUCGUCAGAGUUCUGACAGCGAGAAAGACUGUUUAAAAGACUAUUUACUUGAACCAAGACAACGACCAGGUUUGGACUCAGAAGAGGGAAUUAGCUGAAACGACACUGGUCCAUCUCCAUUAGAGAUCACAAUCUACUGACAUACUAUGGAAACUCCUCUUGGAAUGCUUUUAACCUUAGAGGUGGGGGAAGAGUAAAGGUGUUCCUGCAUAUUCUGACUAUCACACCGGGAGCUCAGACGUUCUCCUGCUCCCUCUUUGAAAGGCAGAGAGAAGGCAACUCCUGCCACUAUUACUGUAAGAGAACAGGUAUUUUCAGAUGCUGCUUUACUGACGCGUGGUGAUGAGAGACCCCGUGUGCUGCUGGUUGGAGGGGGAGCUGUGUCCUGGGCAGAUCCUGACGGCUUCGGGCAGGAGGAGCGAUUAUUAGAAAGAUGGUUCUGUACAACUGGCCAAAGGACUAAUGGGACUGUGGGGUUGGUUUCAUUGUGAAGUGCCUGCUGCAUCAAUAAAGUUCUUGGAUCACGAGAGUGAA
Molecule: messenger RNA, 858 nt
Organism: Calidris pugnax (ruff)
Lineage: Eukaryota; Metazoa; Chordata; Aves; Charadriiformes; Scolopacidae
Gene: ARPC5L
Product: actin related protein 2/3 complex subunit 5-like
Exons: 3
Coding region: 1-360 (119 amino acids)
Biological process (GO): Arp2/3 complex-mediated actin nucleation; cell migration; regulation of actin filament polymerization
Cellular component (GO): cytoplasm; Arp2/3 protein complex; actin cytoskeleton
Molecular function (GO): actin filament binding
Source: RefSeq, a predicted model, not a curated record